AUGGAAGCUUCUGCAGCACCAAAGAGAGCCUUAUACACAGAAAUGGAACAGAACGCUCAAAUCGCAGCCAAGAGGCUUUGGAAAAUCGUGCGGAUCGUCUUCUGCGUUUUGAAAACCGGUACGGUCAAAAGCAAGCUCAUGCUUGACUUAAACCUAAUGCUCAAGAGAGGCAACAAAGCCGUCACUAACCUCCGCCGCCGCCGAUCUAGCUUCACCGGUGCUGCUGACGUGAGCUCCACACGCGUCCGUGACUACGAGUUCAGUUGCAGCAAUACCCCAGCAACAGACCCUUUUGCAUAUAUGUGCAAACGCAAACGCCGCGUCCACGGCAGUUAUGACAAGGAAGACGCGGUGGCGGAGGCGGUUAAGAAGGUUUUUGAGCUGUUAGGAGAGAAUGAUACAAAGGCUACGACGGCGGCGGCGGCUGGAGAGUCUCCGUUGAUGGCAUUUCCGGCGGUGAGGCAGCUUAGAGUGACGGAUUCGCCGUUUCCGUUAGACGACGGCGGAGAACAUGAUCAUGUGGUGGAUAAAGCGGCAGAGGAGUUUAUAAAUAAGUUUUAUAAGAACCUUAAGCUACAAAAGAAGAUGGCUAACGCGUUAGAGUCGCCGUACCACGACGGAUGGGUUAGGUGA
Messenger RNA from Thlaspi arvense, 633 nucleotides. The record is from the annotation of a GenBank genome assembly. Lineage: Eukaryota; Viridiplantae; Streptophyta; Magnoliopsida; Brassicales; Brassicaceae.